Molecule: messenger RNA, 2766 nt
Organism: Chionomys nivalis (European snow vole)
Lineage: Eukaryota; Metazoa; Chordata; Mammalia; Rodentia; Cricetidae
Gene: Dorip1
Product: chromosome 10 C14orf28 homolog
Exons: 5
Coding region: 286-1218 (310 amino acids)
Source: RefSeq, a predicted model, not a curated record
CCGGCGGAAUCCUGCUCCGUAACAAGCGACGCGCCGAGCCGCGCCCCGCGGUCCCGGCUGCGUGGGCCGCUCGGGUGGGGCUGGGCGCUGCGGCUGCGGUGGCUGCCGCCGCAGCGGGCGCGAUGGAGGCCGUGCAGGAGCCCCGCACGCUCGCCGGGGGCGGCCGAGGCAGCCGGAGGGGCUGGUAGAUGCGGCGGCCGCGGCGGCGGCGGCCCGGGCUCUCCAUGAGUGAGCGGCGGCGGCGACGGGUGCGGCGGCACCGGCGGUCUUCGGUCCCACGGGAGGAUGAAGACACUGUUUGAGGAGAUCAAAGCAUCAAUUAAAAAUAACUAUAGCCAAGAUCGAUCAUUUUGGAGGCCUGUCCUUCCUUGGGGAGGAGUUUUUACUAUCAAGGCUGGCCGCAAAGCAGUAUCCUGUACACCCCUCUAUGUUGAAAUCAGACUGAAAAAUACCUGCACCAUAGAUGGAUUCUUGAUGUUACUGUAUGUCAUUCUUAAUGAAAAUGAAAGUUUCCCCAGGGAACUCUCUCUCCAUUUUGGCAGGGAGUUUGUAGACUGUUUUCUUUAUUUAAUGGACACCUACAGUUUUACAACUGUGAAGCUGCUUUGGAUUUGGGACAAGAUGGAAAAACAGCAAUACAAAUCUGAAGUUCAUAAAGCUUCAUUAGUAAUUGAUUUGUUUGGGAAUGAGCAUGAUAAUUUUACAAAAAAUCUUGAAAAUCUCAUGUCUACCAUUCAAGAGAGUUACUGUUGUAACUGGCGCUGCCCGGCCCGAGUGCAGGAAGAUCAGCAGCGCACGAUCAGUAUAAAUCCUCCCCAGGAAAUCCCACAUGGAAACUUGAUACGACUGGCUGUGGACGAGUUAUUCUGUUCCAAGAUUGAACUCUGUGAGGAGCGUGGGUGUGGUGGCUUAAGAGAAUUUUCCCAACGAGUUUUCUGCCACGGGGCACCCCCUUUUGUUGUGUUAAAUAUGCAGCAUUGGAAACCUGAAGAUCUGGCAUAUGUACCCUAUUACUUGGAUUUAUCUGAUCACAAAUAUUUGCUGGAAGGUGCCACUUUAUUUAACAAAGAGGAACAUCAUUAUUCUGCAGCUUUCCAGAUUGAUGGACAUUGGAUGCACUAUGAUGGCCUCAGAAAUGUGAAUUUAAUUUUGUUAAAUAAACCCCCAGAGUUUCUCCUCUUGUCAUCAUUGGUUUAUAUUCGAGCAACAGAGAAAUAAAUAUAGACUGAUGCUGAAUUCAAUCGUUUUCCCGCCUGCCCAUGCUCCCUAGAUGAAGAGCUCUUGUUCUGUAUAUACUUGGUAUCCAAGGAAACAGUUCAACUAUACUAGUUUCAGAGAUGUAUUUUUCAUUGUUUUGCCCCAGGUAAAUGUUUUAUAUGGAAGAUCUAUGCAAAAUGUAUUUUUAAGUAUUUUCUGGGUUAUUUUUAUAUAAGCAUAUGUUAUGUUCAAAUAAAAUAUAUCUUGUGGCCUUUGUAAUUUUUAUUUAUAUAUACCUCAACAGUUUUUACAGUUCUAACCUUAAAUCCAAGAAAACACUUUGUCAUUUCAAUUCUAUAUUUUCCUUUUUAGAUAUCUGGGUAAAUCCGAGGGUAAAAGUCAGAGUUCUGUUUAUCUGGCUCUAUUCCUUUGCCUUACCUCCAAAAGUGCACUAUUGGAUUUAAUAGGAUUUGAAUGUACGGCUUAUGGAUGGCUUAUUUUACCUAUUGCUUAGUUUGUUUUACCCUUUGCUAAUUUCCUUGUGGUAAUUUAAAAAAUAUAUAUGAAAAUGUUUUGUAGAUGUAAGUUGCUGAAAUGUGGCCCACCAGUGCAUUUCAAGCAUUAAGUUAGCCUCUGACUUAAGUUAAUGUGAGCAUUACAGAUAUAUAACAAUCCUAAAUGUCUUAUCAUUAAAUGUAAUGAAAAUUACACUAAGUUAUUUUGUAGACAAGGCAACUAUAAAAAACAUUAGGCUGGAUAUUAGUGGCUAUGACUGGAUAUUAGUGUUGGACUAACAUAGAAAUGUGUUUAUGUACUUAGGAGGAAAUGUUCAGUUUUUAUUAUCACAGAGGAAAAAAUAUUUUUAAAAAAAUUAAAGUAACAUCUGGUUCCUAAUCAUUCCGUCAGGAGGCUUGGGUUUGUGUAAUGCCACGGAUGCAAAUUCACAGGCUUUUCUAGUCAGCAGAAUAUGUGUUUUGUUAUAAGUAACCUAAAAUCACUCAUCUUUUUACAGUUUAAAGGGAAGCUAUUUUCAAGGAAGAAUACUUGACGAACUAUCACUAAUUUUAGUGUUUACAAUAAAAUAACAUUGUUUUUUAUAUUGGGGCAGUAUAUCUGAAGACUUUACAUGACAACAGAGUUCACUGCCAAAUACCAAACUGCUAAGGUUUCAUUAUAAAUCUUGCAUUGCUGUGGUGCCGUCUUGAGAUAGUUUCCUGUAAGGAUGGUAAAUAUGGGUGAAAUCUUGCUAUCACUGUCUCCCUUUGAGUAAAUAUUAUGGAAAUUGUUUUUAAUAGAAGAAGAAGUGGCAUUUUUUAAAAAAAUCACCCAGGGUUUAUUUAUAUAGUUCCCCCAACUACGGUAAAUGGGAUUUAACUUAUAGCAAGCUUUCCUAGUAACGUAUUGCAUGAGUCAAACUAUAAAAAACACAGAUACUAGCGUCUGCAUACAUAAAUGGUAUGGUUACAUUAUUAAUGACUGAGUUAUUCUUAAUGCAGAUUCUUCAGGGAAUUGCACUUUAUUUGGGUCAUUAGCUUAUUGUACAAGGACUUACCUACCUCACAGGGCUGU